Molecule: messenger RNA, 7370 nt
Organism: Anolis sagrei ordinatus
Lineage: Eukaryota; Metazoa; Chordata; Lepidosauria; Squamata; Anolidae
Gene: CACNB4
Product: calcium voltage-gated channel auxiliary subunit beta 4
Biological process (GO): calcium ion transmembrane transport
Cellular component (GO): voltage-gated calcium channel complex
Molecular function (GO): protein binding; voltage-gated calcium channel activity
Source: RefSeq, a predicted model, not a curated record
CACAGCCGCCCAGCCAAUCGCUGGGCUCUUUCCUGACUCUGUCAUCAGCCCUUGGUUGGGGAGAAACGGGUUUUGCUUUCAGGCUCAGCAUUUGCAAGGCAGAUAAAAUGCCAGGUCUGGGCUGCCUCUCGGGAUAACCUUCCCCUCCUAGGAUGUGAAGGAGUAGCAUCUGGGCAGGGGGAAAGUCCACAGGGGCAGACAUUAGAUACAUACAGAGUCCCAGGAAGCGGAGGGGCUUCCACCUAGGCCUUUGCCUGCAUUUGUUAUUGCCAAAAACAAAAAACAAAAACCAGCUGUGGCUUUUGUAGGAAUUUCACUUUUUGCCUUGAGGAAGGGGUGCCUUGGAUUAUCAGACCUCCAUGUAUGACAAUUUGUACCUGCAUGGAUUUGAAGACUCUGAGGCGGGAUCAGCAGAUUCGUACACAAGCAGACCAUCAGAUUCUGAUGUCUCUCUGGAGGAGGACAGGGAAGCAAUCCGCCAGGAAAGAGAACAGCAAGCGGCUAUCCAGCUUGAAAGAGCAAAGUCAAAACCUGUAGCAUUUGCUGUGAAGACUAAUGUCAGCUACUGCGGAGCGCUGGAUGAAGAUGUUCCUGUGCCUAGCACCGCUAUCUCUUUUGAUGCUAAGGAUUUUCUACACAUUAAAGAGAAAUAUAACAAUGACUGGUGGAUAGGAAGAUUAGUUAAAGAAGGCUGUGAGAUUGGCUUCAUCCCAAGCCCACUGAGGUUGGAGAACAUUCGGAUUCAACAGGAGCAGAAGAGAGGGCGUUUCCAUGGCGGGAAAUCAAGUGGGAAUUCGUCUUCAAGCCUCGGAGAAAUGGUGUCUGGUACAUUUCGAGCUACUCCUACUUCCACUGCAAAGCAGAAACAGAAAGUGACAGAGCAUGUGCCUCCCUAUGAUGUAGUACCAUCCAUGCGGCCUGUUGUGCUGGUUGGCCCCUCAUUAAAAGGUUAUGAGGUGACAGACAUGAUGCAGAAAGCCCUGUUUGACUUCCUGAAGCACAGGUUUGAUGGGAGGAUAUCAAUAACUAGAGUGACAGCUGACAUUUCCCUUGCUAAGAGGUCUGUUCUAAAUAAUCCAAGCAAGAGGGCAAUAAUUGAGCGGUCGAAUACCAGGUCCAGUUUAGCGGAAGUGCAGAGUGAAAUAGAACGAAUUUUUGAAUUGGCACGAUCUUUACAACUGGUUGUUCUAGAUGCAGAUACAAUCAAUCACCCAGCACAACUUAUUAAGACAUCCUUAGCUCCUAUUAUCGUCCAUGUUAAAGUGUCAUCUCCAAAGGUCUUGCAGCGACUGAUCAAGUCAAGAGGAAAGUCACAAAGCAAACACUUAAAUGUCCAGUUGGUUGCAGCAGAUAAACUUGCACAGUGUCCACCGGAAAUGUUUGAUGUUAUUCUGGAUGAAAAUCAACUUGAAGAUGCUUGUGAACACUUGGCGGAAUACCUUGAGGCUUACUGGCGUGCCACACACACCACCAGUAGCACACCCAUGACACCUUUGCUUGGACGAAACCUAGGCUCCACUGCACUAUCCCCUUACCCUACAGCAAUCUCUGGAUUACAGAGCCAACGUAUGAGGCAUAGCAACCAUUCUACUGAGAACUCUCCAAUUGAACGACGAAGUCUCAUGACCUCUGACGAAAACUACCACAAUGAAAGGGCUCGGAAGAGCAGGAACCGCUUGUCUUCCAGUUCCCAACACAGCCGAGAUCACUACCCACUUGUGGAAGAAGAGUACUCCGACUCAUACCAGGACUCCUACAAGCCCCAUAGAAACCGAGGGUCCCCCGGAGGAUAUAGCCAUGAUGCCCGACAUAGGCUUUGAAUACAAGAACCUGGGGUGGGUGGGAUGGUACUCAUUAGUUGCCAACUUGCCAUAACAUAGCUAGGCCAAACAAAUCAUCUUGUUUUGGCAGGUGUAGCAUGGUUUUACUGUGCUUACAGGCUGCUGCCAUUUAAAGCUACAAACAGGGCAAAAACGUAUAGAUCCUGCCCUUUAUGUUUAGGAAGAAAUGAGUUUGCCUGGUCAUGUAGGUGUGUUUCCUUUCCAGAGUAGAGUUUAAUUUUCAAGCAGUCUCUUUUCUCUUCAUUAGAUAUUAUUAGACACAUCAAUUUGUAACUUAGGAUACCUGUUGAGACGCAUAUAACAUAAUUUCCUGCACUGGAAAUUCCAAAUGACCAGUUCCAGUUGGAACCGAUUUAUAAACCAAUUCCUGUUGGAAUUUGGGUGAAAUUGACUGGAAAGUCAACCUGAGCAUGUUGCAGUCAGUUAAAAAAUUAAAAUGAUGAAUAAGAAAAUUACAAAACCACUAUAAGCAAAAAAUAAAAUAAAAGCUAGAGUAUUUGUUUACCAGAAGGUGAAUUUAUAUAUAGAUACAGAGAUGGUUAGAAUAAAUAAUUUUAAUGUAUUUAUUUCAGACUAACCAAAUGUAAGCAGUCAAUCGUGCCAAAAAUGAAUGAAUGGAAGAGUUAGAAGACUUUCUGGUUGAAGUAUCAAUGAGGGAUUGUUGUUUUUCUCCCAGCAUAUAUGUUGCAGCAAAAUUGUAUUGUGUUAAUAGUUUUUGCAUUUGCUAAUGAAAACUUAAAGCUACUUCAGCUUUAAAUAAACUAGGAGCAGAGACUGACCUGAUACCUUAACAUGUGGUGGAAGUGAACUUACCUUCUCUGCCCUGAAUACACCCCUGUUGAGUCCUGUUCCCACUUGAACAUGUGAAGAGGGCAAAUGGGAUUGUAGCUCUGCUCCCCAACUUUCAUUUUUCCAGAAGAAGAUGGAUGGGCAGCUAGGUACCCACCACUCCUUAGGUUGUCACAGCGCAAUUGGUCUUGCCUCUCCCAACAUUGGAUGCGCAGCCCCCCAAAUUCCUGGAGAGACAGAGUUGCCUAGCCCUGCUGCAUGUGCAUACAACUUUGUGCAUGAAGGUCCUUCUCUGGUCUCCAAGUCCCCGAUUUGCAUGUACAAUUGUACAUGUGUAGAGCCCUUUUAUACUUUCCCCUGGAUAUGCAGGCACUAGAGAAUAGCAACAGGCAGCAUAAACCCUUUUACGCUCCAUGCACUUGUGAAUCGUUCUUGAAAAUGCUUGUUUAUGGGUUUUGCCUUAGCAAACUAUUCUACUUUGGUUAGAGUGACAAAAGAUUGAGAAUCAGAUUGUUGUUCUUUCUUUGACUAACAAUGCUGCACAUUAUGAAUCCUCUACAUCAGGCACAACCUUCAUGCUCAUCAUAAAUCUCUAAUUUGUCAAAAGAGCAAUUGGCCUCUCACUCAAUGAAAGAGUAGUUUAUGAAGAGAGAUGUGUUCCUACUAGGGCUUCAACCUGUGCAUUAAUAUCUCUGGGAAAUGUAUAAUAAUCAUUCCAACCAAAGAGUUAAGAAAUUAUCACUCUGUAAUUUCUCAAAGACAGUGUCAGCAUGAUUGUGUCUAAGAAAAAAAAAAUGCACUGCUUAGUAGACUUGGCAAGAGGAGAUUAUAGCCAGCUUAGGUACAACAGAAAAGAUCUUUUAGCAAGUUUGCCCUCCCAGGUCUGAGUGCUUGUUUUUCCAUGGAGUUUCUGCAGCAUGAUCAACCAUUCUCAAACUCUAUUGUGCUAUAAAAUAAGAUAUUUUUCCUAGUCUGACUGCAUUGCACUCUCACACAGCUGAAAUAUUUGAUGCAUUCCAUCCAAAGUAUUACGUCUACGAUAUAUGCAUUAUGGUCUGCUGCUCUGAUCUAGAUGCAUAUAUAUGGAUGGCCUGUUUGUGUGGGAAACCUCUCUUCUUUGUGUGAAUAGGAGUGUCUUCUCCAUGUGAAUGAAUGGGGGAACCCACCCAGGUCAAGUGCUCCAUAGCUGCACCCCUCUGUGAAUAUUUCAGAGCUACUUGGCUGGCAAAGGAUUGCCAAUUGUUGUGUAUCUGAACAUUUUAGAUUCACAUUGCAUGCUGUCAUAUUUUUUAAUAUGGCAAGGAUAAUGUUUAAUUUCCAAGAUACUUUUUAAAUAAUUAAACAAUAGCAGUUUAUCCAAUUUUAAGAAAGACUUUGAUUUUGAGCAGUGGAAUGGUGGCAAACCUCAGUAUGAUCCUAUUUCCAUACAAGGGAGGGCUGCUUGAUAGUUUUCCAACCCUUGGUUUAGAGAAAAGGAAAUGGUUGGUGCAGUGCACAAGAGAGGCACAUGAUCAGCAAAAGGUCUGUGAAGUAACAGGCAUAUACAAGAUACCUAUAGAAAGAAGGGCUGUAUGAACAGAUUUGUCAAUGUUGGGCAAUUUUAUUUUGGUACAAAGUUAUUUUAAAAACCAUUUUUAACAACUUUCUUUCCUUCUAGGAAACCCCUUCAGGGAUAACUGAAAAUGAAAUUAUAUACUGGAUAGAUAUACAUAUUUCUAAGGUUUUUGAGUGGAAUAUUUUAAAAUUUUCAUUUUAAAAAUUGGAGACUUGAAGUAUACUGAAAAAAAUGAAAUAUUCCAAGAUAACCGAAAGGCCUGAAAAUUGCCAUAUACACACAACUGGACACAUUGAUUAAUGGAAGAGUAUCAAAGGGAUACAGUUUCAUACCUCUUCUGAUCAAUAAGGGGAACUACCAUAUAUACUUGUGUAAGUUGAGUGCAGGUUUGGAGGCAGAAAUUCUGAUUUUGAUAUAACUGAAUAAGCCAAAGGUCAUUCUGCAAAGAGGAAAAAGCACUAAGCCCAUCUCAUUGGGGAGCACUUGCCCCAUCUGCUAUUGCCAUUUCCCUGCCCAGAUAUGCAAAAGAACCAGAAGUGGCACCACGAUGGAGACCGUAGCGGGGUGAUGGUGGUGCUGGCAGUACUUCUUUUAGUUUCUUGCAGGGUGGGCUAAGCUCUUGCUUUUUGCCAUUCAGAGAAAUUGGUGUUUCCUUUAGAGUUAAGAUAGAGUACUUAUAUUGACCCAUGGAUAAGUUGACCCAGGUGUUUGGGGUUGAUUUUUUGACUAAAAUUUCUAGAUUUAUACAUGAAUAUAGGGAAAGUGUGCACUUCCAAAUUGUAAAUGUACUUUCAGGUCUCAAAAAGUUGAUGUGCCCCAAAGUGCUUCGAUGACUAAAUGCUCAUGAGGGUAUUUAUAUUUAAUCAUAAAAACCUAGGCCAUGAAGUUCACUUCAACAGAGGACUCCAUUUUAUCUCAGAGUAAGCCAAACUAACCAUGAUGUAGCAUUUUGUGUGGAAGUUCUUUUGGUCCUUCAGACCUGUGGUAUAUCCAUACUGCAUUGUUAUAGCAGUUUGAUAUUAACUACCACCUAUCUCUCUUACAGAGAUCUGUGGUCUGUUGCUAGAGCGUCUCUGCUCAAUUUCCCAGAAGCUCCCUAGUAGAGAGAAUUUGAGGAACUUCACCAAAUGACAAGAUUUUGUAGAAAUUAAAAUAUCAAUGGAUAAAGAUUUGACGAAGGAAAUACUUUUAAAUACCAGGCAAGGAAUAUGUAUACAAAUAAAAUAUUUGCUAGAAUGCAAGUUUUAUUUACGCACAUGUAUAAUGUUUGAGGCUGCCUGAGCCUGACAUAUAGACACUAGGCUUUUAACAUUGUUAGUCUCAUUCCAUAUGAUUUACACUACUUUUACUAUAGGCAAUCACUCAUGGCCGAGUAUGAUUGUCUUCCAAGGGUAGAGUCUUGGAUUUGGGUCCAUAAGUGACUGUAGAGACCUAUUCUGGAUCUGCAUGGUCUUUCACAGCGAGGACAUAUAUUUCCAGAUGGAAGGCGGUCCCGACAAGGGUUUGCUUGAUGCGCCUUCUCUUGGCACAUUCCCCCCUUUUGCCCUCUGUUCGUGCCUCCUCAGAACCCAUGGCACCAUUAGUAACAGCUGACCUCCAGUUACAAUGCUCAAGUGCCUGGGCUUCCCAGUUCUUGGUGUUUAUGCCACAUUUUUUUAGGUUAGCUUUAAGCCCAUCUGUAAAUCUCUUUUGAUGUUCACCGACAUUUCUCUUGAGAUUUGAAGCACACAUUAUCCAAACCAUGCUGUCUAAAAGCAGAAUCUGAAAACAGUACAUUGUAAUGUCUGACUAUUAAACUCAGGGCAUGAAUCUUACCUCAUGAUAGAGGGCAGUAUCCCUGCACAAACCCACAUUUGGGGAACAAAGGUGGAUCCCAAGUUUAAUGGCCCUUAAUAUAUUUGCAGCAGUCUUGGGAAUGGGGCUAGGAGUAGAUUUUCACCAGCAGUCAGGAAAGGUGGGAGCGGAUGUAAGAAGGUUUGGAAUAUAUUUUGAACAAUUUCAAUUUAGUCCAGGAAAUCUGAUUCUGAGCAUGUUAGCUUUUCAUUGUUUUUUCCUUCUUUGAAAGGUUUGCUCACAUUACCUACUUUUGAAGGAAAAUUGCAAUCCUAAAUACUAUUUAGGCAGUAAACCCACUGAGCACAGUGGUAGAUACUUCUGAGUAAGCAUGCAUCGAUAACUUUGAGCUCAGGGUUGGGAAUCAUGUUGCCCUCGAGAUGUUGUGGGAUCACAAUUCCCAACAUCCCUUACUGCUAGCUAUGUUGGCAAUUCUACCAACGAUCUGGACGGGUGCAGGAUUCACUCCCUUGAUCUAAAUCUAUAUAUAUUAAAAUGAUCUACACAGAAAAUGGGAGAAGUUUUCUUAUGAUUGCUUGUGUCUUCACAUUCUAUAUUGCAUUCUCUUCUGUAAUUUAUAUGUUAACUGGUCAGAGAACCUCAUUUUCCUUUACAUCAGUAACAACAAAAUUGUUAAGGUCCUAGGAAAUGGGCUAUAUACACAAUUGAAAUGUUUCGUUAGGAAAGGGUGUCUGGAUUUCCUGCAGGAUAUGAGUAACCAUGCAUUUAAGACAUUAAAAGAAAAUAUUGUCUGGAGAAAUUGUUUGGAAAAUUUAUGUUUACUGAAGGUAUUUUUGUUGUCUGUUGGACAGAUGUGUAUGGGUGUCACCUGUAGGAAAACAUAACAUUUUCCCUCAUCAAACAACUCCCUUCGACAAGUCUGCUGCUAACCCUAGGACUUGUGCCUAUACUGUUUAGUGUAAUAUUAUGGAACUGGUGAUUUCAAUACUUUGCAUAUUUUGCUGCCUUAUAUCUAAUGAAUGCUUCCCCUCUCCUUACAUCUUUUUAUUUAUUAAUUUUUAAAUGGCACUUUUAUUGCAAUCUUACAUAUGUCUUACAUUAGCAUGCCUUCUAUCCACUCCAGUAUGCAUAAAUUAAAAUGGUUGCUUUAAGAAUUUAUCAUUGUAGACUAUAUUCUGGCAUAUUUCAAUGUCAAUCUCUCAUCAGCACUUUCAAACUAUACCAAUCCUGACAACUAGAAAAAAACAGCGUUUUCAAGAAUGGUCAUCUGCAGACAAUUGUAUACCAGCUUAAUAAACAAAGAUAUGUAUUACCCUUUUGCCUGUACACACAGCGCCUUUUCUCCUCUGUUUGUGAUGUUCAGCAAUUAAACCCAAAAGCUUCUGACUAAC